UAGUGGACGUGUGCAGCAGGAAGACCCUUCAACGGGUGGUUUCGUUGUAGCUAACCGCGGACAUAAUAUUUCCCCGUGUUUUGGCGAUAAAAUGUCUUACAAAUUCAGCGGCCUCACUCAGAAGCUGACGGGGUCGUCUCCCAUGGCCGCCUACAGUCCGCAGGGACUGAAGCCUGGUCUGCCAGCAGAGGCCCCAACCAUGAUCUUUACCACUCCCACUAAGUUGUUGUCGGAGGCUGGGUCCACUGUAGAGUACAUGAGACCAAAUCGGGUUCCUGAGUUACAGAAAGUAUUCCAGGUGUCAGAUGGUGUUCCCAUUCAUUUGAAGCGGGGACUUCCCGACAGGUUACUGUACCGCACCACCAUGGCUCUCACUGUGGGAGGCACUCUAUACUGUUUGGUGGCUUUUUACUUGGCAGCCCAUCCAAGGAAGAACUAAUAUGACUGCCAGAUCGACAUGUCUUUUCUGCGUCAAUCAUCAUUCAUUGUCUCCUUCUGACCUGCCGUGCAGUCUCAUGGGACUCUAUGAAGAGAAUUAAUCACUUUUAAAACACCAGUGAUGACGAUAAGGAUUUCUGUCUUUGUAAAAAAAAUAAAAAUGUCUGUUAUUAAAUUUUAAGGGGAAACAAAAGUCAAAACAUGUGAAUUCAGUCUUUUUCCGUUUUGUUUGUCUGUGUCAUUGAAGAGCAGUCUACUCAGUAGGGAUGCUAUUAUUGCCAGUCGACGCAUGCAUGGACACCAUGUGUGAAACUCUAUAGGGUUGGGAGCUGCCUCAUUUCCCACAGCACUUACGGCUACCAAAAUAGAAGCGAACAUGUGAUUGUUGUUUUCUUUUUAUUUUGAAAUGGUUGCAGCGCUCAAAGGGCUUGCUGUAUUGCUGCACUAAACGUGUGUGCGAGAGAGAGAGAGAGAGCAAGCGAGCAAGCAUGAUGGAGACACCCCGUCUGGAACAUAGCUGCUGCUCACUUGGCUUGAAUACUGUCUCAUACACGAUCUAUUUGUGUGGGCCCUGGUGUGAUGUCAGAUGCUUUUGUCAAGUUCAGAGGGAGGGAGGCCACCUCAGACGGACAUGUUGGCUCGGAGCACCUUUUCUUCUGAGCGGUGAAAAUGGACAACAAAAUGCAAGCGAAUAAUGAAAAUAACAGAAUAACAUGUUAUAACAAGUAGAAGAGGUGUGAAAGAAGUCCAUUAUGGGACACUUUAGCCUCGUUAGCAGUAUAGGUGUGUUAUAUUAUUACAAGACACUUCCAAUACAACUUUGACAUGUCAUACACAGCUCCAGAAUCCUGGCCUGAGAAUUAGACUUUUAUGUGUACCUGAAGCAAGGGCCUAAAUUCACAGCAGCCAACUAAAAUCACCUGUACUAUCAGCCACGAGAUACAUUCAAACAAUGAGCUGAACACGUUAUAGUCGUUAACAAACCACAAAUUGAGCCUGUUUCCCCUUCAAUGGCUUGUCAACCAUGUCAUUGGCUGUUACCAUGGAAACAGGGUUAAGGAACCUUGGUGGCAAACCAUUGUGCUGUAAUGGUCAGUCUACAUGUAAGACUAAGACUAUGGAUGUAAUGGGUUUUCAUCCAUUCCCGGCCUAUUUUUUUUUUUAAACUCGUGUCACAGGUCGUCUGUGUCUUAAACUCAGCUUUAACAAAAGAGUGAUGUUUGAGACAGUAGGCCUUGAUACAUCGUUUCAUGAGCACAUAAAUAGUCUGAACUGAAAAAGUCAGUGUUGGCUUUGAGAAGUACUAUUUUCAAUUUAAUAAAAAUGACAUUUCAAAUUUG
This is a messenger RNA of Solea senegalensis (Senegalese sole), 1778 nucleotides long. RefSeq names its product cytochrome c oxidase subunit 7A-related protein, mitochondrial (gene cox7a2l). Bases 92 to 439 code for a protein of 115 amino acids. The transcript is spliced from 3 exons. Gene Ontology annotation, biological process: mitochondrial electron transport, cytochrome c to oxygen; regulation of oxidative phosphorylation; mitochondrial respirasome assembly. The record is from RefSeq and is a predicted model, not a curated record. Lineage: Eukaryota; Metazoa; Chordata; Actinopteri; Pleuronectiformes; Soleidae.